UUAUGAUUUUAAAAUCUUAGUAAAAAGUAUGAAGGUAAUUGGAAUGCAAAAAAGCUAAUGAAAGUUGUGUAACCGGUAGGGAUUCUUAAAAGCUUGUUUCUUAAAGAAUGUUGCAAAAUUGCUAAAAUUUAAGAUCGAAAAAGAAUAGAGAUUACCAUUUUCUAAGUUGCACUCAGGCCAGACAUGUUUUUGUCACGCGAUGGUACUUCUAGAAAACACUUCGGGUUUCUAUUUAAAGGAUUUAUUUUUAAGGUUUAAAGAAGCGAAAAAGCUUUUAAAGAUGUUGUUCUGUCAUUAUGAAUGCUAAAGGAAGUACUGGAAGGGUGAUAAAAUUCAAGAGAGGUCUGAUGAAUAUAACAAUUGAAACAAUUGAAAAAUCAAUAUAACUGAAUGGCAAUGCGUCUGCCAGGUUCAUAGGAACGUUACCAACAGAGAAAUCAUGAAAGUUACGGUUGUUGAACUGAGCCACUGUUUUAAGUUCGAUGAUGUUUUAGAACGAAAAGUUGAGUUUGUUGAACAAAAAGUUAAGGAGACAUUGGGGCUGGGAGGGUCACAGCCCCCGCCCCUAAUCUGGCAAAAUUUAUCGCAUCUAAAUAAAGAAAUAAAAUCCGGGCAACAUGUAUACAAAGCUCCUCUAAACGUUUAGUAUCCGCUACGCUGACACCUUCAUUGUGCCACAGAAUACUAUUCCGUGAUUGUGUCACAGUAUUUUCUAUUAUGUGAUUCAGAAGGACAUUCUGAGAACGAGACUAUCCCAUUCAAUUUAACCACACAACAUUUUGAAAUCAUAUAGCGGCCAAUAUGGACGACAACAUCGGUAGGGGAAAGUCGAGAGAAGAAGAUGGAAGGGAUAGAAGGGGAGAAAGGAGAGACAGAGGUGGAAGGAAGAGAGAAAGAAGAGGCAGGGACAGUAGAGACAAAGAUCGGGGGAAGAGGAUGGAGAGGAGCCGACCAAGCCCCAUGGAAAAACAAGAUUCUACACCUCAAGCCUCUGCCCCAAUGAAACAACCAAUUAUUCUAACAAAACCUAUGGCUGAAAAGGUUUUGCAAGAAGCACAAAGUAAAGAGGCUCAGGGAAAAGAGCAGCACCCAGUUGUUAUUGCAAUCCAAAAAAGGGAUGAAAAUAAACCACCAGCUUCUCUUUUAUCAACAAACAGUGGCACAUCAAGGCCAAGCACCAUUGAUUCAACCAAGAGUCAGUCACAAACACUGGAUUCCUUGUCACGGCGGGAGGAGAGAAGUGAGCAAGGGAAGGCUCAAAUGGUCACAAGUUCACAAACAAGCUCAACAGCCCAAAAACUGGAUCAGGUUGUUACUGGACUUGCUGCUUUGCAUGCAACGCCACGAGUGACCAUGAAACAUUCUUCCAAAGUUGUUGAUGACUCAUUUUACUGGAGUGAUAAGUGUCUUACUUCUCUUCUGGAACAAACUGACUUUGUCGUUGUUGGUGUUGUUGGGUACCAAGGUGUUGGCAAAUCAACCAUUCUAUCCAUGCUGGGAGAUUCAAAAAAUGAAGAUGCCCUUAAAAGUGGACUUCUUUUCCGGUCCCAAAGCAAGCAAGAUGUUGAAAAGUCUCUUCACAGAACCGAGGGUAUUGAUAUGUUUGUGACACCGGAAAGACUCAUUUUUCUGGAUACUCAGCCUCUGAUGAGUCCGUCAAUUCUGGACCGUUUUUUACGUCACGAGAGGAAAGUUCCUUCUGAUUUUGGAACGGCAGAAACUUGCGUCGAAAUGCAGUCGUUGCAGAUUUUGACCUUUUUGUUUGCUGUGUGCCAUGUCGUGCUGGUGGUGACGGACCAUUUUUCAGAUAAUAGCCUGUUAAAGCUUUUAAAAACAGCUGAAAUGCUAAAACCAUCGACCGUCGCCCACUCGGGACAAGAAGGCUCUUCGGCGUCCAACGCUGAAAACCUAGAUGAGUACUUCCCUCAUAUCGUUCUUGUCCAUAACCGCUGCGAUCACAAAAUGUUUGAUGCCAAGCAGCUGAAUCACGUCUGUCAAACUGUUGACAAAUUCUUUGGGCAGUCGAGGCUAAAACUCCGAGGAAGUGCAUCAAUAAUUAGAACAGAAAUUUUGCCAUGUGCCAAGCUGAAACUUCUCAGUGAUUUUCAAGAUCUCAACAUAUUCAUGCUACCAGAAUACGAUGAAAGGGAGUCCCAAGACCCAAAAUUACUAGUUACAACGUAUCGUGGUCAUCCGAGCUUUUCGCUGUUGGUGUCAGCAUUACGUCAUCAGUUGUUGUCAAUCCCUAGACAACACUUAACGCAUCAUCCACUCACUGAACGAAGCUGGUUUCAUUAUGCGGCAAGAACUUGGGAUUCUAUCAAGAAAUCGCCUCUUUUAUCCGAGUACCAACGACUGUUAGCAACAUAGCAGACAGCAGAUUUGUGUUAGAAUCAACAUAAAUGACUCUUUGAUAGCAAAUGUCUGGAUGAUCAUCCCAUGGAGUCAAGAAAAGAUCAGUGUUGUUAUCAUGAUAAAUCGCCAGGUACUGCCAUUUGCAAUUUGUUAACCAGUAACUUUUAAGCAGCUAAGACUAAUUUUUUGCCCAUUUGGGUUUUGUUUAGCCUUUUGAAGAAGCAAAAGUCAAAGCCAGUGAAAAUUAUUAGUAAAGCUUUCAAAAGUAAGGCUCUUGUAUUUGAAUGAAAUUGGACAAAUAUCUAGAAUAUGUUGAAGA
Messenger RNA from Rhopilema esculentum, 2674 nucleotides. Its product is annotated as nonsense-mediated mRNA decay factor SMG9. Lineage: Eukaryota; Metazoa; Cnidaria; Scyphozoa; Rhizostomeae; Rhizostomatidae. Gene Ontology annotation, biological process: nuclear-transcribed mRNA catabolic process, nonsense-mediated decay. The record is from RefSeq and is a predicted model, not a curated record.